Messenger RNA from Tarenaya hassleriana, 1446 nucleotides. Its product is annotated as UDP-galactose/UDP-glucose transporter 3. Bases 314 to 1309 code for a protein of 331 amino acids. Gene Ontology annotation, biological process: UDP-galactose transmembrane transport. Gene Ontology annotation, cellular component: Golgi membrane; endoplasmic reticulum membrane. Lineage: Eukaryota; Viridiplantae; Streptophyta; Magnoliopsida; Brassicales; Cleomaceae. Gene Ontology annotation, molecular function: UDP-galactose transmembrane transporter activity; UDP-glucose transmembrane transporter activity. The transcript is spliced from 7 exons. The record is from RefSeq and is a predicted model, not a curated record.
UUCUCACAUGGAAGCCAGUGCACGAUUUGCUGCACGGCAGUUCGUCCGCGUCCUCCCAGCCAAUAAGAAUCGCCAAGGGAGAUCAUUCAUCCAAUGAAAACGCUCCACGUGGAACAUCUACGUCUCUUCUCGCGCCUGUGACAUGGCCAAUAACUUCCCCUUGCAAGCGGCGAACUUUCAUACUCUCCGAUUCCCGCAUUUCAUGAUUUGAUCUCUCGGGAAUUCCAAAUCGGACGAAUCAAGGAAUUGCCAAGUUUCAACCUUCUCCGGAGAAUUGGGCUGCGUAAUCAGAGGAUCGCGGGGGGUGAUCGCGAUGGAGGCUCACGGUGCAGGAUUCCGGCGUGUUCUGUUGUUGGCGUUCUGUGUCUCUGGGAUCUGGGCCGCGUAUAUCUACCAAGGUGUUCUCCAAGAGACUCUGUCCACGAAGAGAUUCGGUCCAGAUGGGAAGAGGUUUGAGCAUCUAGCAUUCUUGAACUUGGCGCAGAAUGUAGUAUGUUUGGUCUGGUCUUAUAUAAUGAUCAAGCUCUGGUCUAAUGGUGGAAGCGGUGGUGCUCCAUGGUGGACUUACUGGAGUGCUGGCAUUACCAAUACGAUUGGUCCAGCAAUGGGCAUUGAAGCCUUGAAGUAUAUCAGUUACCCAGCUCAGGUCUUGGCCAAAUCUUCAAAAAUGAUUCCAGUUAUGCUGAUGGGCACCUUAGUGUAUGGCAUAAGAUACACUGUCCCCGAGUAUAUUUGUACCCUCCUCGUUGCUGGAGGAGUAUCUAUGUUUGCUCUCCUCAAGACAAGCUCCAAGACAAUCAGCAGACUAGCUCAUCCAAAUGCGCCCCUCGGUUAUGGGCUUUGCUUCUUGAACCUCGCCUUUGACGGAUUCACAAACGCCACCCAGGAUUCUAUUACCGCAAGGUACCCGAAGACAAAUGCAUGGGACAUAAUGCUGGGGAUGAACUUAUGGGGCACAAUAUACAACGUGAUUUACAUGUUUGGGUGGCCAAACGCAAUGGGAUUCGAAGCCGUCCAGUUCUGCAAGCAACACCCAGAGGCGGCAUGGGACAUUCUCAUGUACUGUCUGUGCGGAGCAGUGGGCCAAAACUUCAUCUUUCUGACAAUCAGUAGAUUCGGGUCUCUGGCAAACACAACCAUUACCACGACACGCAAGUUUGUGAGCAUCGUUGUCUCGUCGGUCAUGAGCGGGAAUCCGCUGUCGUGGAGGCAGUGGGGAUGCGUCUCGAUGGUGUUUGGUGGGUUAUCUUACCAGAUUUACCUCAAAUGGAGGAAGCUGCAGAGAAUGCCCAAGAAGAAAAAACCUUGAAUUUAUUUAUUUUUCCCUUCCAAGGUGUUGGAUUUGUUUUAACCUGUGCUCUUGUUCUCGCCUCUAUAUAGUCGAAACACCAUCAUUUGUACACUUGAGAAGCUUAUCUAAGUUUAGAUUAAAUGCAUAUUUUGCAA